AUGUUGAACGAGAUGACCGAUCGGCUCUCGAAAGUGCCGAACGAGAUUCUCGAUCUUGUCGUGAGCCACGUCCCCACGCUUGACCUUCCUAAGCUUUGUCUCGUUAGUAAAUCACUCCGUCGCGCGGCCGAACCCUUUCUAUAUUCUGUUAUUGCUUUUCGCUGGCUCGAUGACAGCACGCCUCCAAUCGUGCCUCUCCUUCGCACCCUCUUCAAGAGACCAGAGCUCUUUGAAUUCAUCGACACGGUGUCGCUCAAGAGCGACAUCAGGCUCCCUCGCCUAAAUACCCCUCAGAGUCCGGUCCAUCAGUUUUUCGAGGUCAUCAAACAGAGCCGGGUACCAUAUCGCAACGACUGGAUCUUGGAUCUGCAUACUGGACAAAUGGGUGCGAUUGCUGCCCUCUUGGUUGCCAAUCUCACCAGGACAACCCGUCUAGCUGUUGACCACGAUUUCAUCAGUGGCCAUGACUUUGUCGGCCAAGUUCUUCAAUCAAAAAUCUUCGACCAGCUGCCUAGAUUUAAGCGGCUUAAAGAAAUUCGAUAUGUCAAGAACUUGGAUUAUCCAGUAUCGGAGAGAAAUGAGAUGUUUGAGAAUGCGCUAUCUCUCUUUUAUGUUCCCACGGUUACGCAUAUUGUAGCCACCAUUUCGAAUCCCAAGACUUUCAGAUGGCCAAGAGGCGAGCCUGAUCUCGAUCACUUGGUAUCUUUAGAUAUAAGGUGGCUUAUCGAGCCAUGCCUGGGUAAAAUACUCGCCCUCACACGCAACCUGAAAUCACUCUCCUGGACCUGGAUUUACUGCGACAAUAGGUACGAGGGUUGGGAAACCGCAUUCCUCAACUUUGACAAGAUUAUCGAAACUGUGUCACAGGUCAAAGACACAUUGGAGACGCUGAAGUUUCGGACAGUCUUCGCGUCCGAUCAGGCCAUGGCGUCCAGUGACCUACAGAUGACUGUCUUGGGAUCAUUCAAUGGUCUCAGUGACUUCGAUCAACUAACCCAUCUUGAAGUACCGCUUAUAUGCCUCACAGGCAUUGAAACAAAUCUUAUGCCUCUGGAGUAUCAUCUCCCAGACGGCCUGGAAGCUCUCAUCCUCUUUAGCGACUUGGUUAAUGAUGGAAGAUUUAACCCAGAUUGGAUCAUGUGGGAUCACAAAGAGCGUAACUCGAACCAUGCUAUUGUCGAAAUGGUCCAAUCUUUGGCUGACGCUAGGCCCUAG
Messenger RNA from Clonostachys solani, 1215 nucleotides. The record is from the annotation of a GenBank genome assembly. NCBI's taxonomy places the organism in Eukaryota, Fungi, Ascomycota, Sordariomycetes, Hypocreales, Bionectriaceae.